Molecule: messenger RNA, 2808 nt
Organism: Candidozyma auris
Lineage: Eukaryota; Fungi; Ascomycota; Pichiomycetes; Serinales; Metschnikowiaceae
Exons: 1
Coding region: 1-2808 (935 amino acids)
Biological process (GO): regulation of mitotic cell cycle; mitotic spindle organization
Cellular component (GO): mitotic spindle
Molecular function (GO): protein binding
Source: RefSeq, a predicted model, not a curated record
AUGAAGCUUCAAUUCAGUGAAGUCGUCGGUACACUGGCUACGGCGCCACAACACGUGCUGUUUCAUCCGAGGAAAUUGGCGUAUGUGGCGAGCGCUGGGGUGGUAGUAUGCGAUGUGGAUGCAAAAACAGGCAAGUUGGGCUCCCAGAGGCUUUUUGUGGCCAAUGCUGCUCAAAAUGACGAGGAAAGAGAUAGAAGGAUUGGUAAGCUGGAAAAUGGAGAGAAGCUGGAUAAAAGAGACGCGUUUGACUUCCCUAUAGAAGGUACGUACACUCAUGGACUUGACAAAAUAGAGGCGGAAAGAAAGAAGGUAACCGGCAAUUCAGGAGAUGUACUGCCUUCAAAGCUCAAAGACCGUGUACGCGCUGUCUCAUGUGUUGCCUUGUCCCCCAAUGGCAGAGUGUUGGCUGUUGGUGAGAGUGGUUACCAGCCUAGGAUUCUCUUGUAUUCAUUAGCACCCAAUUCGUCGUCUACACCGUUUGCAGUGAUUCAAGAACACAUGUUUGGAGUGAAGCAUAUUGCAUUUCUGCCGGACUCAAGGUACUUUGCCUCGUUGGGCCAGCUCUCUGAUGGCUUCCUACAUGUUUGGAAAUACUCGGCGACGCACGUUACGCUAAAAGCAGGUAACAAGUGUCUGUCUAUUGUGAACGAACUAUUGUGGCACCUGCUGUCUUCAAUCGUCACUGCAGGCUUAAGGUUUUUGAAGAUAUGGACAUUUGAGAACCAUGAUCUGAGCAAACCUGUGGUCCUCAAAGGUCGCAAUGUGGUUCUUGGACAAAAUCUCGAGUGUGACUUCACCGAGGCGGCAUCUUUGUCGCACGAUGAAGUGCUUAUCUGUGCUUCCCAUCAGGCUUUGUAUCUUCUAAGUGUAUCUUCCCUCAGCAUGGUGCCCAUAGCUCUACAAGAAUCACCUAGCGAAUUGUAUGGUUUACAAACCGAUGAUGAAAGUAACUUGGUAUGCUACUUUGAGGGUGACAGUCCUCAAAUACGGCCCUUGAAUUUUCUUACGCCCACAGUCAGCAAACUGGCCCCGUCAUCUCCCUCGAAAAUCGCUCUGAUGUUCUCGUCAAUGUCUUUGACGCCAUCAUGCUCAGAUACGCCAAUUGUAAAAAGCUACUUGCGAGUGAUAAACGGUGUGACUCGUUUGUUGUAUCUUACCAACAAAAAAGAGAUCAAGUCUUACGAUUCAGUUACGAACUCAAUUGAACCCUUGAUCGCUACACCGGUUAGUCGUACUGGUGGAAUGAAGGAGGCUUCUAAUGGCGAUCUUUUAGUUUAUUCUAAGUGUGGCUCCAUCAAAAGAGUCAAUAUGGACACUAGUAUUGAAUCUGUGGCAUCAAUCAAGCUUUCACAAACUCACGAGUUGGAAAAUGAACUCACCGCUGUGGAUUAUGAUGGCGCUUAUGCGUACUUUGGUGACAGAUACGGUCAGCUAUUUGUCGUGGGCACGAAGACAAAAGAGCAGUUAACACAAUUUAAAGCUCAUUCAUCAUCUAUCAACGAGCUUUUACACUUCAUGGUCUCUGGUAUUGAGCUACUCUGCACCACUUCCAGAGAUAGAACCAUUCAACUCUUCUAUGCCAAUGACGGCCAAUGGGAACUCCUUCAAACAAUCGCAAAUCAUACCGGUAACCUCCUACAUGCGAAAGUUCAUCAAGAGACCUUAUACGUAUGUUCCGCCGACAGAUCCAUUUCUAUAUAUGGCUUCAAACCGACAAAGGAUCAGGAGACGCCACUUCAUGUGUUUCAAAAGAAGGUCUUAACCCUCAAGCACUCUCCAACCACAAUGAGAAUUCUCGAGGACGAGCUCCAUGUCGCAACCAAUGAUAAGGCAAUUCAGGUUUUUGAUGUCACGACAUCUGACUUCAAGUAUACCGUUAAACUACUCAAUGAAAAAGGCGAGUCACUUGUGGUGGAGAACAUUGUGUCAAUUUCAAGAUAUAUUGCUAUUUCCGCCAGUGAUAGGUCGGUACGCUAUUACGCCCCUCAGUAUAAAAAGGAGCUUGCCAUAUGCUGGGGCCAUGCAGAUAGCAUUGUCGGAAUGGUGAAUCAUAACAGUUCUCUCUACUCUAUUGGCUUAUGUGGGUGUCUUUUCAAGUGGAACGUAAUCGACAUUGUCGACUCGUCACAUUCGAGCUUCAAAGAAGAGGACUCCGAUCUGAGCUUGGUCGAUCCAGAGAGUCUGCCUCUCUUGGCCAAAGUACCACGAAAGAUCUUGCCUGUAGUCUCAGAGAGCUCAUCGAUGUUGGCAAGUCAAAGCACGCCACAUAUAAGGAGAGACACAUCUCCUUCAAAGCGACUGCUGCUUAUAUAUGAUCCUGGGUCACCCUCACCUGCACCAUCUACAACUCCCCGUUUGACUAACGCAACAUUGAAGAGGAUGGAAGCCCGAAAAUCACUUCCUGCCUCUUCAAUAUCCAAAACAUCGUCUCCAACACCUAGCUUGAGCCGCUCCUCUCCUACAAGAGCUCAGUCGCCUUCAAGAGCAGUAAGAGCUACUAUGGAAAGCAAGGAUCUGCCCUCAAAAACACCUUCCUUGAACUCUAUUACAGAUUCUCAGCCAAGAUUGUCUCCUCAAAGCGGAUCUGACUCGAUGGAAAGAGCAACAGCAUAUAUUUCAAUCAUGAAGGCUCAUGUUUUGAAGGGGUUGUUUUCGACGAGCGAAAAAAAGAAAUUGAUAGACCAAAUCCAGGAUUUGAUGGAUGUUCUAGGGGUGGCGGCUACACGACCUGCCAAUCAAGAGGCGCUUUUGGAAAAAUUUGGUGAGCAGCUAGUGGAGAUAGUGCUGCAAAAGCUACAAAACAAAUAG